Astyanax mexicanus (Mexican tetra) is the source of this 4343-nucleotide messenger RNA. RefSeq lists its product as uncharacterized. Gene Ontology annotation, biological process: negative regulation of nodal signaling pathway. The record is from RefSeq and is a predicted model, not a curated record. Bases 465 to 3482 code for a protein of 1005 amino acids. Gene Ontology annotation, cellular component: cytoplasm. Lineage: Eukaryota; Metazoa; Chordata; Actinopteri; Characiformes; Acestrorhamphidae. The transcript has 4 exons.
UGUGCAACGGGCUUUUUUCGCAUAACUGAAUCGGGCAUCAUGAGCGGUAAUGCGAUAGCUGAGGAGGACGGUGAGGCGGGUUAUGAUUGAAGGUGGCCGUGCAGCUCCCCUCAGCCCAAUUUGGGCACUAAGCGAAGAUUGGCGGAUGCUCGGCAGCAGUCUACAGUCCUUCUGCCUUUUUACAGGCGCGUGUGAAUGCGAAAGUUAGCUGUUGAGUUAGCCGGAAAGCGCAUUUAGCGCCUGAGAAAACCCAGCCACGGACUCUGCAUUGUAAUUAGGGGACAGAAAUAGCUCGCAAUGUGUAUCCCAACACCGCGGCGUUGAUGCGGCACUGACAGGCGGUGGUGGUGUGGUGCGGCGGCGGCUGCUGCUUCGCACACAGGCGGACCCAGGUAGCUAAGGUUCCCCGCUUCACCCAGAAGCGGCUGCGGCUGCGCUCCUCUCGAAAGCCGAUUUUAGGCACGAUGACAGGGCGCAGGAGCUGCGUGAACUCGCUGUGGUCGGGCAGCGAGCGGGUCCGCAUCGGUGAGCGGCUGAAAGCCACGCUGGCUGGGAUCAUGGAGCUGGACCUGCUGAGGGGGCGGCAGCUGGAGCUGGUGGAUACGGUUCUGGAUCAGAGCGGGAAAACCGUGGUGGCCGGCGUCGCUCAGCAGCAGGGGGCAAACAUCGAGAGCGUGGCCGAGGAUGGCGUCUCCACAGCCCCCAGGCAACAGACUCCAUCUCCAGCUGAUGCUGUGUUGCCAGGCUUUGGAGCUGUGGAUGGAAUCAGUUCACGUUGGUCCACUCUGUCCUGGGAUAUCCCGUCCGAACUUCUCUCUCCUCCCACUCCAGAGCCCACUGGCACCACUUCACUGGACUGUGACUCCAGACCCAGCUCAGGUUUUUACUCGGUCAGUGGGAGCUCUCUGUCAGACUCCUGUUACUCAGUGGCCAGUGAGGCAGCUCCUGGAGGGCCCGUUAAAAUGGGGGGAACCUGCAGGCCUCACUCUCUGGAUCAUAGUACCACCCAGUGGAGGGAGGCUGAACAGCAGAGUGUACAGAGCUCAGAGGAGACAGUAUCAAUACAAAAAGGAGAGAGGAGACCAGCUUCUACUGGUGAACUAGAGAUCGAUGGGCUCAUGUUUCUGACUGGCCUCUGCUCUAAUCUGGGAGGAACACAGAGGGGGUCUGUCCUUUCUACUUCCUCUACCAACUCCCAGCUGCAACUGGACCCCAAAUUCUGCUCCGACUUGGUCUCAAGGAAGACAAAAGAGGUGUACCCUUAUCCUAGCCCACUCCAUGCUGUGGCCCUGCAGAGCCCCCUGUUCACCUCUUGCCAGGACUCCUCCCCCACCCACCGCUCCCCCAGCCCGGAGGGGGACCAGCCUGGGGAACCAGAUCCUGCACAGCCCCCCGUGGGGACCCAGCCUCCACCUUCUCCAUCUCUCACUCAGCUGGAACAGUACAUAACCAGAUUAGUGCAUCAGUAUCACAGCAGGGUAGCUGCUGAGGCUUCAAGUCGAGCAUCUCAAAAGGCUGCUGCUGGUUCAAUUCAUGAAGGAGUCCACCCAAGAUGUUCUUCUUCUUCCAGUUUAACUGGGGGUAAUGCAACCCCAUGCAAGUCUUUGCUGGGCAAUUCUGCAAGAGUAAGUCUGAGCAGCAUUGGCAAAAAAGCUAGUCGCAAUUCAAUCAACCUUGGGAACUUGCCUUCUGUUACUGGGGAGGAUUUCAACAUUAGUUUUCACCUCAAUUUGAAUUUGAACUUGAAUCCAAACUUGAAUAAAGCACUGAGCAUUGAUUCUAAAAAUGUAAAAGAGCAGGUGUCUGGAUCCUGUGGACAUCUUGGCGCCAACCUAAUCACCCCGACUGCCUCACCAUCUUCAUCAUCAAACACAGUCACCAGCACCCCGAACUGGAGGAGCAGACCUCGCAUAUCCACUUGCCCUUCGACUGUCAGCCACCGUGGAUCUUUGGAGAUUACUGGAAAGUCCUUUGGUCCACUCAACUUCUCUAAAUCACUGGAUUGGAGUGGGGCUCCUCGAGAGGAGGCAGAAGGGUGUCCUCCUUCUAAAGCUUUAGAAAGUCCUGCCAAACUCAAUGAAGAUUCUGCAGUGGUGUGUGAGAUCUCAAGAGUUUCUGGGCUGCCCAAGUCAGUAGUGGUUGGGCUAAUGGAAGAAGGCGUGGAACUGGAUGCGGAAUCUUUCCGGAGUGAGAGAGAGAGAGGUGAAGGGUCGGCAUCUCCAUGUAACGCUCCUACACCUCGCUCUUCUCGUGCCUCUCUUCACUCCGCAUACGGAAUAGAUCGGCCUGGCUUGUAUUCAAGCUCAGUAGCCUCAAACCCCUGGGCAGGAAGUGGCAGCAUGGAACCGGACUUCAUUUCUCAGCAGCACCGGCUCCAAGUUGGUCAUUCAGAUUCCCAUUCAACAUAUACAACGCAGUCGAACAGUCCUCGCUCCGAUCACUCUGGUCCGACUCCUUCUCGCACUUCACCCAUCUUGCCGAUACCUCACAGUCACUCCGACUCUGCCUCUUCUCCUGGAUCUGCCUCCCACUCAAGAGUACACUCCCCUCCUCGCCUGCUCACAAAUUCACCAUUUACUCCUGCCCAGCUGUCUGUGUUUCGGCGGGACUCUCCGUCCCAGUGCUCUCUCCCGCACUUCCACCCCUGUGGCUCCCCGCUGGAAGGCGGCAUUAGGCCUCGCGGCGGUUCCCUUAGGCAGGAUGCUGGAGCUGCGGCUGGAUGGAGGUCUCAGGAGAGAGGCUGGAGGAGGAGUGGGGAUGGGGAGAGGCUCUAUCAAGGCAAGCAUGCAUCCAGAGAGCUGGUGCGAGCUUCAACAGUGAGUAGUUACUCAGGAAGAGACUAUGGCAGCUGCUGGGAGGAAGACGCAACCGUUCGAACUCCAAAAAAGACUAAGUUCUGGAAAGGGUUUGAAUCCCGACUUUGGGGGAAAGAGGAGGAGAUGGAAAGGGACAGGGAUGAGAGGGUUGGAACUUUUGGCUGGAGACAUGCCUCUUUAAAAGAAACUUCAAGUAGGGUUCAGGAGCGAAAAGACAACAACUCAUCUAGAAAGAAAGGGACAAGCUGGGAUGGCAGAAGCUCCAGUCUCCGCUUAUCCAGGAGAGCACUAUUCCGGAGUGAGUCUCAGGGAUUUUUGGAGCCCCGUUCUCAAAAACGUGAAGUUCGUCUUCACAACAGCCAGUGGUGUUCCUCCUUUGAGAUCAGUCGAGAAGGGAGAGGUACAGAGUGUGGGCGGAAUCUAGUGAGGAAAGAAGAAAAACAUCACUCUUCCACUGCAAGUCUCUUCCAUCUCUCUCGCUCACAGAGCCUCGAGGGAAGCAGUCACUCACUCUCUCCUCUUUCUUCUCCAUCCCUAUCUCCCUCUCCACCUCCAUCAGCCCCUCUUACUCGUUCCAGAUCAUUCCGUGACCUUGGAAGGAAAGUUUUUGGCUCAAUGAGGUCCCUCAGUUUCAAUAAGAACCACAAGUCAAAAAAGAAAGACUAGUACGAACUGUAGGCAAUCAUUUUACAGUCUAAGGAACAGUUACCAGGACAAGACAAAACACUCAAGCCGCACUACAAACGAGUCGAGAUCUUCAAAUGAACACUGAUUACCACUGAUGAUGUGAUAUUGUAGGACUGUGCAAUUACGUCAAAAAUGAUAGUUGCAAACUGAUACUGUGAUAGCGAUUCUUAAUUGCUCUGAAUACAUUUCUUACAGAAACUUUAAUAGGAACCCUUAAGAUUGGCAGUGCACUUACAGAGCAAAUAAUAGAUAUUGUGACUUCAUUUGAACACUCAUUUCACGCGCUGUAUAAUCUAGAAAUGUUUAUUUGACUAAAAUGCACUAGUUACAGUCUUUUGCAAGUAGUUAAUUGCAAACCAAAACCAUGAUUCCAUUUAAUGUACGAUAAACCCCGCCGAUCCACUACAUAGGCUGGAAUCAGGAUUAUUUGUGUUAGGUUGAAAAUAUGGGAGGGGGGGGGGGGGGUGUCAGUACUGCCACUUUACACAACUUUGUAACAAAACAGGUAUUUGGAACAGCUAUUCUUUCUGCACGUUUAUGUGCCACUGCAUGCUACUCUGUGCUGUGUCUGUGCACUAUUAUAUUUAGUGUGUGCCAGUGUGCUUUUUAUUCUAGAAAUACUUUGCACUAUACACAGUGUAGUGUGUAUACUGUAAGUAUUUAAUUACUUUACGUAUAUAUUGCACACUUGUAGACCAAAAUCACAGAAAGUACAAUAUGUUGCAUAACUGUGUGCUCAGGACAAUAAAAUAAGAUUAUAAUGUAAUAAUUUGAAAUUAUUAAAGCAUUUCAGUGUUUAAAAUGGCUCAAUAUUAAUAAAGAUUUAAAAAUAAAAUGUGA